AGCAGAAAAUUUAUAGAGAGUACAGAUACAAAAGGCAGUAAGCUACGAGCGUAAUUUUUCUUUAGUAACGCGAUGCAAGCAUCACGAGCGGAUAUCGUGAAAACCUCUGUGAACUCCGCUGAUGUUCCACUUGUUCCCGACGCAUUAGGAAAUCGGGAGUCGUCGCUACAUAGUUCACCUAGCUCCGUGGCGUCUUCUCAACCUUCGGAGAAAUUACAUGUUCAGGAAGACUACUUUGGAAUGGAGACGGCCAUCUCUGAUCCGCGAUCGCCGGGGUCAGUGUUCUUGCAGCGCGUGCACGACCUUCCCCUAGUACAGGGGCUACUGCGUCUCUAUGCUGGCGUCAAAUCAUUGCCGUUUGUGGGCCUUGCAUUGACAGUAGGCGAGGUGGUAGCAGGGUUCGUAGUGAUUGGUCUCGUGCCUUGGAUUGGUGUCUGCGAACCAGUGAUCAGUUUGUACAAAGUGGCAUCGUGUGCUGAUAGGUGCAUGUGUAAAGGUCUAGACGUUGUAGAAACGGUCUUACCGUGCAUCUCUGUUUUACCUCUGAAGAUGUUCGAGAUAACUAGAACAUGCCUUGUAAGGUGCGUCUGCUGUCUUCCCCGCUGCAUUAUCGCUUUGAUAGCUCAACUUUGUUCAGCAUCAAAAAUUUGAUCGCUUAUUCAGAGAUUUUAUAAACUAUUUUAUUCUAUAUAUUUUUAAUUUUAUUAAUAUAAAAUGUGUGUAAAAGAGUCCAAUAAAUUGUUUUUCUUCCGUUUUUUUU
This is a messenger RNA of Gryllus bimaculatus (two-spotted cricket), 760 nucleotides long. The record is from the annotation of a GenBank genome assembly. NCBI's taxonomy places the organism in Eukaryota, Metazoa, Arthropoda, Insecta, Orthoptera, Gryllidae.